Molecule: messenger RNA, 1776 nt
Organism: Jatropha curcas
Lineage: Eukaryota; Viridiplantae; Streptophyta; Magnoliopsida; Malpighiales; Euphorbiaceae
Gene: APG3
Product: Peptide chain release factor 1
Biological process (GO): plastid translation; thylakoid membrane organization; chloroplast organization
Cellular component (GO): chloroplast
Molecular function (GO): translation release factor activity, codon specific
Source: RefSeq, a predicted model, not a curated record
CGCUGUAAUGAAUACAGUUGUGUAUGUGGUACAGGCGUCCACCGUUUCUUCCUGACUUCCCUUUUCAGAAGACUCAGAAAGGAAGCAAGUGUAUUCUAAACCGGUUUACGGAAAACAUCAGCCCGUGUUCGGUUUAGACCAACCAAUUUUACCAAACAACAUCUUAUCAGUUCCGCGCGUUCACCCUUCAUCAGUCUUUUACAGCCUCUGUAGACUGUAGCUCUCUUCCCCGUCUUUCCGUUCUUGAGCUCCUAAACUUACAGGACACCAUGACCAGCUUAACGACGAGCUUAACAGUUGCCAAUCCCAAUCAAUGUCCAGUACAACAGCAUUUUCGCUUUCAAUUUAGAAGAAGUUCUUUGCUCCUUAGACCUCCGCAGAGACGCAGAAAUCUGAGAAUCGUUUGCAUGGCUGAGCCUUAUUUGAUAACAAAGCUGGAAUCUGCAGAGAAGACGUGGAAAGAAUUAUCGGUCAAGCUGGCUGAUCCAGAUGUCGUCUCAAAUCCAAGCGAAUAUCAAAAGCUGGCACAAUCUGUGGCUGAGCUUGAUGAAGUUGUGUCGACUUACAGGAGAUUCAAGGAGUGUGAGAAGCAGUUAGUAGAGACCAAAGCUUUAGCAAAAGAGGAAGGAAAUGACGAAGAUAUGGCUGAGAUGAUAGCAUAUGAAAUCGAAUCUUUAUCCAAUGAACUUAAAGAGCUCGAGGAGAAGCUUAAGGUACUACUGCUACCCAGUGAUCCUCUUGAUGCAAGAAAUAUAAUGCUUGAAGUAAGGGCAGGUACUGGUGGCGAUGAGGCUGGAAUCUGGGCUGGUGAUCUUAUCCGUCUGUAUCAGAGAUAUAGUGAAAGAAACUCUUGGAAAUACUCUUUAAUCUCAAGUUCUGAGGCCGAAAAAGGCGGAUUCAAAACCUGUGUGAUGGAGAUAAAAGGCAAUCGUGUUUAUAGCAAAUUAAAAUAUGAGUCUGGUGUUCAUCGAGUUCAACGUGUUCCUCAAACAGAAGCACAGGGGCGCGUGCAUACUUCUACUGCAACUGUGGCUAUCAUGCCUGAGGCAGAUGAAGUUGAGGUGGUAAUUGACCCGAAGGAUAUCGAACUUACAACAGCUAGGUCUGGGGGUGCUGGAGGGCAAAAUGUCAACAAGGUUGAAACAGCAGUCGAUCUCUUCCACAAACCAACAGGAAUCCGCAUCUUUUGUACUGAAGAAAGAACACAACUUAAGAAUAAGAACCGUGCUCUCCAGCUUCUACGAGCAAAACUGUAUGAAAUGAAAGUAAGGGAGCAGCAAGAGUCAAUUAGGAAUCAAAGAAAACUACAGGUUGGCACAGGUGCUCGUGCAGAAAAGAUUCGGACAUACAAUUACAAGGAUAAUAGAGUCACUGACCACAGGUUAAAGAUGAACUUUGAGCUCACUUCUUUUCUUGAUGGUGACAUAGAGAAUGCAGUGCAGGCAUGUUCUGCUAUGGAGCAGAAGGAACUUCUGGAGGAACUUGCAGAGUCUGUAGGCGUCCCAGCUGGCUGAUUCACGUCAUUUUGUCUGUGUGAUUGAGACAUUCACGGCGUAAUCUUAAAAGCCCUUUAGAGGAAUUGAUACAACACUAAGCAAUACGGAGGACACAAUAUUUGUUGCCACUGUGGUGGUGUUUGCUACAUUGUCAUUUUUCCAUAGCAACAUUCUUAAGAUGGAAAAUUAAAUCUGUAAAUCUGUAUUCAUAUUACAUCUUACUUGAAACCAAAUAUAUUGGAACUAUCUUUUCCAGUAUUAUAUGAUUAUUAUAUCCCCA